Molecule: messenger RNA, 1805 nt
Organism: Pecten maximus
Lineage: Eukaryota; Metazoa; Mollusca; Bivalvia; Pectinida; Pectinidae
Product: leucine-rich repeat-containing protein 74A-like
Molecular function (GO): protein binding; calcium ion binding
Source: RefSeq, a predicted model, not a curated record
UUAGUCACUGAAGACAAACAGGGCCUCGCUCGGGAUUGUAUCGUGAUGUAAACAUUGCCUAGACUUUGACUAGAAACAGAAACAUACUAGAAUAUUACAGUGGAUAUUAGUAUUUUGUUUAAUAUACAGUUAAGUCGUUGUGUUUCUAGUGGUGUCGGUUUCACGGGACCCGGUAAAACGUCCCCUAGCUAACACAUUGAGCUACAGUCCGGCAUCAACCAGGCGAAACAAGACUUUUAUCACAAAUCAUGAUCACCUACCGUUAAAACUGAUGUGAUGGAGUGUUCUAACGCAGAAGAUAAAUAAACAAAGAAAUAUUAUAUUACAACCGAUAAAGGAUAUCAAAACACAACAUUCAGGAUGGCAAAAACCAUUACUCAAAGUUCGACAAUCUUUGACAUGUCAAAUUUCGUGACCCGCUGUAAGACGGCUGACCCGUACUCAAUUAUGACGAAGUACCGUAUGAACCGACCAGGAGCCACACGUCGCGCCAAGAGUGCUCACAUCAGACGGAUACGAGGGGAUCUGUGUGGCUCGGAACGGUCGGACGAACAUACGAGAGCAGAAAGUGCAGAUAUGCAUAGUGUCACCACUGCAGGUGAUCUGUACGACUUCGACAAGGAUUUCCCCGAGGAUCUGGACCAGGAGGAUGAAGAGGACUUUGAACACCCCAAGGUCCAUUUGUCACCUUCCCAGGAGGUCUAUAAAAAAGCCUGUCGACAGCUCAAUGUUGUCAUUAGUCAAUUUUUCAGUCGGAAUCUUGUCCAGGAAAGUGUCAUCAUGCGACACCACGAGUUGGGGCCAAAGGGCGGAAAGGCAUGCGCACUUGCACUCAUGAACAACUCGAGCGUGACGACAUUGGAUUUGACAGACAAUGACCUCGGGCCGGCAGGAGGGGGCUAUAUAGGGGUGAUGCUGCAGGAUAAUCACUUCAUAUCAGAUCUUACUUUGUCAGACAAUAAACUGAAAAUAGACGGCACUAAAGACAUUCUGGAGGCCAUACUGGAUUACGACUGUAUCACCAGUCUAAACCUAUCAGGGAACGGGUAUAGGGAGUGUGAUGCCGAGGCGUUCCAACAUAUCAUAGAGGACACUACAAAAUUAACAAGACUGAAUUUGAGUCAUAAUGAAUUCCGUGAAGAAGGCGGAGAGAUCCUUGGUCAAGCUAUAGAAUUCAGUGAAACUCUCACUGAUCUAGACCUCAGUUGGAAUCACCUUCGACUGUCCGGAGGGGUAGCAUUGGCAAUAGGACUCCAGUUAAAUAGGAGUAUAAAGAGGUUAAAUCUGGCCUGGAAUGGUCUGUACAUGGACGGAUGUAAAGCUAUGGCCACUGCUCUGGAGGUCAAUCGAACACUAGAGGAACUUGACCUUUCAUCAAAUAGGAUCAAUAAAGAAUGUCUGGAGAAACUAUUGGCUGGUUUUAAGAAAAAUCGAACACUAAAAGUCAUAAAGCUGGCUUUGAACCCGCUAACUACGGCUGGAGCGGCUUUACUACUGUCUACUGUGAAAAACUCUACCGACCACGGUCUCAAGUUGGUGGACAUACAUACACAGGUAGUUGAGCAGGCAUACGCAACACAAGCGACAGAGCUACAAGAAGAGAGAGGUAUUGAGAUCAGAUAUGGAAUGGUGAGGGGCCAGGAGGGCUCCGGAGAUGAUCCCGACGGCAUGGAGCUUGUAGACGAGAACCCUGUACUGGUCCUUAUGGAGUUCGGUAAACUGAUGGGAUUCCGUCUUAUGGACCUGUUUUCCGCUCUGGAUAAAGAUGGUAGCAAGUCUCUGGAUAAGGUGGAAAUCAUGACGGG